AUGUCGAGGUCUCAAAUGGAGGCCAUGUUGGCAUUUGUCGGCCCAUCAAUCAUAGACGAAGAACAAGAACAAUCAUCAGAGAUGGAGGGAGAAGAAACGGGAUGGGAUGGAGGUGUUGGAGCUUCUGGUGUAGCUGUACCAGAAUAUUGGGCCAUCGAUCCUGCUCUCGAAAUGUCCGACAACAGCGAACCAGUGUGUGCUGGACCAGAGCGCUUCCAACGCUGGCCUUGCCCAGCCCUUUCAACAACUUUUGGUCCAUACCCACAAUUUGCUGCAGCGAUCAUCAAGCUUCGAGACAGAACUCCCUUCGCCAUUACUAUGCCUUCAGAGCUCUAUCUCGACAUCAAGAAGACGCAGAAAUUCCGAGACGCGAUGCCCGAUGUCGAUCUUGCCAAUAUGACUGGAGAUAACUUUGACGAUGACGCGAUCCCUUGGCCUGACUUUGAAAGUGUUGAGAAUCCGCCUAUUUCUGAAAAUGAAUUGGAUAGCAUUGGCUACAAUAUUGAUCUAACAGACUUCGAACUUACCGGUCCGAUUUUAGGUCCUGCGUUGUCUGAUGCUGAUUUUGCCGUUCAGAAAUUACAUCUGGAAGAAAAGAGAACGGCGGAAGAACCUUUUGAUGAUAUUUCAAUGGGCGAGAGUGAAAAGAAGUUCUUUACUGCUAGAGAACAGAGCUUCGAGGCUGCUAUGAGAGCUGGAGAAGGUGCAAGUAUACCACAAUGGACACAUCGAGGCUUCCGCGAUUUUGACGAUGAUGAUGUCGCCAAAUACGAUGGUCAAGAAAUUGACUUAGCUCUCAAAGACUACGAUGAUACAUAUCGCGCCAAUUACCUAAACUCCAAUUUCAAAUCAGAAGCAACAGUAUCUCUACCACCAACUCCCGGUGCCAUGACGAAUUGGUAUCGAAAAGGUCCAGUAGGACGUGGUCCAAAGCCUCCUCCAAAGCAUCAAGACGUUGCGGAUAGCCUUACCGAGGAUUAUAGUUGGCUUAUUCAAGAAGAAAGUCAAGAUAAAGCUGAUAAUGAAGAUAUUGAGAUGGGUGGAAUGAGUGGAAGUGGUCAAUUGAAUACAGCCGGUACGGGAGAGGUUGGUGAAGGAAAUACUGCAAGCGAUUCUCCUGGUCCUUCUGGAUACAAUUCUGGAACCAGUGAAGGAAGUGGCAUGAGCAGUGCAGCAGGUCCUUCAGGAUACAAUACUGGAUCGACUUCAAGAGAUACUUUUAGUAUGGGAGGAGGUGAAGAAAGAAGUGACAUGAGCGAUGCUGCAGCUCCUUCGAUAUAUAGUGACGGAUUUGCACUUGCCGCAAGAGCCACACCUUGCUAUAUCGACCCAACUUUACCCCGCACUGUCACCCCUUCAAACUACAGUCGUGGACAUGCCACAAGAUCCACACCUUCCUAUAUCGACCUUACUACAAAUCACAACGACGUCCUAUCCAAAUCCAACGCCAAGCCCACCACCAUCAACAAAGUUCCAUCUCGAGGUCAAACCAAUCAACAUAUAUAUACCACUGAAGCCACCGAAGCCACCUACGUAUCCACUACAACACCUACCAAGAAAGGCAAUUCGGUAUCGAUUUCGCGAGAAAGUGAAGAUGAAGACUGGGAGCCCGGACAGAAACAAAAAGUCAACAAGAAGGGAAUCACUCCUAAAAGUGCUGCGCCUAAUAAGACUCCUGCUAAAUCUAGAGCUAGAGCUAGAGCUAACAAGAAGCCGCAAGUUGUCAUUCCUAAAGCUGUUACCACUAGAGCUGCUACCACCACUAGGGCUGCAACUCCUCUGGUUAAAAAUCCCAAAACUGCAACUCUCAAGACCGCCACUCCCAACGCCAGAACUUCUAAAGUUUCUACCCCCACAACUACCAAUACGACCGCUAAACCCAUCAUGACCCGAAACUCCUCUCUCAAACAUAAGAAGAGCUUUUCUGCAGAAAAUGCUGAUGCUGCUGAUGCAGAUGGGAGCUGGGAGCCUGAUGACGAUGAUUUGUAUAAUGCCUGA
Molecule: messenger RNA, 1998 nt
Organism: Sclerotinia borealis F-4128
Lineage: Eukaryota; Fungi; Ascomycota; Leotiomycetes; Helotiales; Sclerotiniaceae
Source: the annotation of a GenBank genome assembly